GGCUGGGGUCCAGCCUGACCGCCUCGAUGGAGCUGAGAGUCGGCAACCGGUACCGGCUUGGCCGGAAGAUCGGAAGCGGCUCCUUCGGGGACAUUUACCUGGGGACUGACAUUGCUGCUGGAGAAGAGGUCGCCAUCAAACUGGAAUGUGUGAAAACCAAACAUCCUCAACUUCACAUAGAGAGCAAAAUUUACAAAAUGAUGCAGGGUGGAGUGGGGAUUCCCACAAUCAAAUGGUGUGGUGCUGAAGGUGACUACAAUGUAAUGGUGAUGGAGUUGUUGGGACCAAGCCUUGAAGAUCUCUUUAACUUCUGUUCAAGGAAAUUCAGCCUCAAAACAGUCCUAUUACUUGCUGACCAAAUGAUUAGUCGAAUAGAAUAUAUUCAUUCAAAGAACUUCAUCCACCGAGAUGUAAAGCCUGACAACUUCCUGAUGGGACUAGGCAAGAAGGGCAAUCUUGUCUAUAUCAUAGAUUUUGGGCUGGCCAAGAAAUACCGGGAUGCUCGUACCCACCAGCACAUUCCAUAUCGUGAAAAUAAAAACUUAACAGGAACUGCCCGCUAUGCCUCCAUCAACACUCAUCUUGGAAUUGAACAAUCUCGCAGAGAUGACUUGGAGUCCUUGGGCUAUGUACUCAUGUAUUUUAACCUGGGCUCCCUCCCCUGGCAGGGAUUGAAAGCAGCCACAAAGAGACAGAAAUAUGAACGCAUCAGUGAAAAGAAAAUGUCUACACCCAUUGAGGUUUUGUGUAAAGGAUACCCUUCCGAGUUUGCUACAUACUUGAAUUUCUGCCGCUCAUUGCGUUUUGAUGACAAACCAGAUUAUUCUUAUCUAAGACAAUUAUUCAGAAACCUCUUCCACAGACAAGGCUUCUCCUAUGAUUAUGUGUUUGAUUGGAACAUGCUCAAAUUUGGUGCCAGCCGAGCAGUUGAAGAUGCUGAGCGUGAACGAAGGGAGAGGGAAGAAAGACUGAGACAUACACGAAACCCAGCAGUUCGUGGUUUACCAUCCACUGCCUCUGGCAGACUGAGAGGGACACAAGAUGUAGCCCCACCAACUCCUCUUACCCCAACCUCACAUACUGCAAACACCUCUCCUCGUCCAGUAUCUGGAAUGGAGCGAGAACGGAAAGUGAGUAUGCGAUUGCAUCGUGGUGCCCCUGUCAAUAUCUCCUCGUCUGAUUUAACAGGCCGACAAGAUACCUCGCGCAUGUCAACCUCACAGAAUAGCAUUCCCUUCGAACACCAUGGCAAGUAGCUGCUCGUCUCCUUCUCGUUGGAAAGCAGCACUGGAUUCCUGCUCUGGCGACAACCAGCGUUCUCCAGUCUGCUGUGCAUCGGUGAAAUAAGGUUGCCAUUGAGGGGCAGAUAAUGCAUGGCUGAUCUCCUAUGUUACCAAUGGCUUUUACUAGCAAAGCUCCCCCAAACUAGAGCAGAAGAAAUAUUACAACUGGAUCUCUCCUUGCCACUUACUAAAGAUACUCACAGGAACACGGACAGAAUCCAGCAGCUGCCACUACAAGAGGCUUUGGCCAGAAACCUGAUAACCUGGUGUGAACUCUAGCAACAGGGCUAGAAAAGGAAGAGACACUUUACAGCAUUAACCGCCUGUUAUUUAAUAGCCAUUUCAGUUUUCCCUCCACAGGCGGGCAGCCUUUACCCUCUUUUUAUUGUUCUACUUGUAACUAUAAAUCUUUUACUUGGUUUAAGAAAGUUUUGUAUUCAUUUUGCUAAGAUUUAUUGGCUUAACUCUCUGUAAAGAAUUCACUCUCGCUUUUGUCUGAUCUGAAACUUAUGUAGAAAUGUGAACAAUCUUGAAGUUUAAAAAAGACUUGAACUUCUUGUAAACUUACAUCAGGCAGGGAAUGUGUAAAUGAAUUAGAACAGUUUGAUUUCACUUUACACUGUUUGCUUUUUGUAUGGUCCCAUUCUAAA
Euleptes europaea (tarantolino) is the source of this 1933-nucleotide messenger RNA. RefSeq names its product casein kinase 1 delta (gene CSNK1D). Gene Ontology annotation, molecular function: ATP binding; protein serine/threonine kinase activity. Lineage: Eukaryota; Metazoa; Chordata; Lepidosauria; Squamata; Sphaerodactylidae. The record is from RefSeq and is a predicted model, not a curated record. The transcript has 10 exons. Gene Ontology annotation, biological process: positive regulation of canonical Wnt signaling pathway; positive regulation of proteasomal ubiquitin-dependent protein catabolic process; endocytosis. Gene Ontology annotation, cellular component: cytoplasm; spindle microtubule; nucleus. The coding region runs from base 27 to 1256 and encodes 409 amino acids.